AUGCCUCCCGAAGGUGAUGGCGCCGCACAGGGCGGGAACAACUCUAGUGACUUUGUUCGCAAGCUCUACAAGUUCGUCCACCCUGCCGUCCUUCUCACGAGGAUGGCCUCUCGGCGGCCGCUAACCAUCACAGGAUGCUCGAGGACCCUGCAUACGCGAACAUUACGGACAAGUUCACGAAGGAUAUCCUGCCCAAGCACUUUAAGUUUUGUGGUGGGGUCGAGCUUUGUACGCCAGCUGAAUAAAUAUGACUUUCACAAACUUCGACGAAACGACGAGAACAAUGAGUCGCCUUACGGCAAACAGGCCUGGGAAUUCAAGCAUGCUGCGUUUCGAGCGGACAGGAAAGACAACCUCGAUAACAUCAGGCGCAAGGCGCCCGCCCAACGCAAGGCCCAACCGACAGAAGACUCCUUCACUACCAACCAGUCCAUCAACCUGCUCCAGGAGACACUCUUCGCUCAACAGCAGCAGGUCCAAGCCCUGCAGGAGCAGUUUGUUGAGCUCUCACGCGCCAAUAAGACGCUCGUGCAUGAGGUUCACUCGCUGCAGAAGACCAUUGACGUACAGAGGCAGUCAACCCAUGAGCUUCUAAACUUCCUCUCCAGCCCUGACGAGCGAUGGCGCACCGGUAGGUAUCCGAACCAGGCUGCGGCCCACAUGAACGGCGGCACCAUGGAUGAGCAGGCGCCCGAGUUGCGCCGCGCCCGCGAGCUUCUGUCAACGGUGACGACAAACUCGAUGGUCGAACGCGACUUUGAGCGCCUCAACGGCAUGUACGCCCAGAGCUCGCCGCCCGACUCGGCGUCGUCCCUCAUGUUCCAGCCCGGCUCGAUGCCCCCCAUGAUGGCCGACCACGUCAACAUGCGUCAUCUCGUCUACCCUGUUGGCGAAAACGUCGGCAUCGAUCCCUUGUCGCAAGACCACUUCAACAACAUUCCGUACACCCUCAACUCGUUGCCGACCCUCACCAACGACUACCCGAACCAGACCAUGGUCAAGCAGGAGCCGGGCCCGGCAACGCCGAACCCACCAGGCGGUGCCACGCCGGCGCCGCCAGGCCCUGCUGGCAGGGCAGCACCACCGCAGGAUAACUCGCUGUGGGGGUCGAAGAAGCCGCGUGUCUACCUUGUCGAGGAUGAUAGGACGUGCUCGAGGAUAGGAGCUAAGUUCUUUGUCGCAGAUGGAGUGCCAGGUAGAGGUUGCGGUAUGGUACAGGGACUUCACAGCUGUUGUGUAGGAAGCAGGUUGCUGACUCUGUCCACCAGGAAAACGGUAUCGACGCUGUCAACAAGUGCAAAGGAGGUCGGUGCUGGGUAUUUCGAUCUGAUCUUCAUGGACAUUGUCAUGCCUCACAUGGACGGUGUCUCGGCAACGCAAUUGAUCCGUGAGGUGCACCCCGAUGUGCCCGUGGUCGCCAUGACGUCGAACAUUCGCCCGGAAGAUAUCAGUCACUAUUUCAACUGGAGUUUGAACGAUGUUUUGGCCAAGCCCUUUACCAAAGACGGCAUGCUGCGUAUCCUGCGAAAGCACGUCGCGCAUCUUAUGAAGAACGCGCCUCCAAUCGACGACAUACCUGUGGGUCCCGGCAGCGCGCAGAUGGGAACGAUGGGUCUGCCUCCCCAAGUCCGCGUCGACACGCCGAGCCAGUCUCCGGCGACGACGACCUCAUGGCACUCGCCUGGGCAGAUCCACCAGCAGUCACCCCACGUGGCCACGAUGGAGCCGGGAUACGCCAUGGGCAACCCGCAACAGAUGGUCAUCACGCCAACGUCCGCCCAGCGCGCGACAUUCCCGACGCAGGGCCUGCCGCCCCAGAUGCAGCAGCAGAUGCGUGUGCCGGACGGCAUGGCUGUCGAGGAUCGGCCAGAGAAACGACAGAGGCUAUACGGGCCUCAGGGAGGCUACGCUCAAUAA
Messenger RNA from Verticillium dahliae VdLs.17, 1917 nucleotides. RefSeq names its product stress response regulator SrrA. The record is from RefSeq and is a predicted model, not a curated record. Gene Ontology annotation, molecular function: DNA-binding transcription factor activity; sequence-specific DNA binding; phosphorelay response regulator activity. Gene Ontology annotation, biological process: phosphorelay signal transduction system; regulation of DNA-templated transcription. The transcript has 5 exons. Lineage: Eukaryota; Fungi; Ascomycota; Sordariomycetes; Glomerellales; Plectosphaerellaceae. The coding region runs from base 1 to 1917 and encodes 638 amino acids.